Messenger RNA from Sander lucioperca (pikeperch), 3162 nucleotides. It is a transcript of the gene sstr5, whose product is annotated as somatostatin-like receptor F_48D10.1. The record is from RefSeq and is a predicted model, not a curated record. Lineage: Eukaryota; Metazoa; Chordata; Actinopteri; Perciformes; Percidae. Gene Ontology annotation, cellular component: membrane; neuron projection. Gene Ontology annotation, biological process: neuropeptide signaling pathway; cellular response to glucocorticoid stimulus; regulation of insulin secretion. The transcript is spliced from 5 exons. Bases 1 to 1344 code for a protein of 447 amino acids. Gene Ontology annotation, molecular function: neuropeptide binding; somatostatin receptor activity.
AUGGAGCCCCUAGACCAGCCCGACUGGUUUCACCUUGCAUCAGACUUCAACUCAUCCUCUGCAGCCACUCCCUCACUCUUCCUCCAUUCCUACCUCCACCUCUUCAACAUCUCCUCCAACCUGUCCACUCAAAGUGUCCCCUUUCAGGGCAGCAGCACUCUGAUGACAGCAGUCAUCUCCCUCACAGUCUUCAUGGUGGGUCUGACCGGUAACACUCUGGCCAUCUAUGUGGUGCUGCGUUAUGCCAAAAUGAAGACAGUCACCAAUAUCUACAUCCUGAACCUGGCUGUGGCUGAUGAGCUCUACAUCAUCGGGCUCCCCUUCCUCACCACACAAAACGUGCUCUCCUAUUGGCCGUUUGGCUCCUUCCUGUGCCGUGUGGUCAUGACGGCAGACUCUAUGAACCAGUUCACAUCUAUUUUCUGCCUGACGGUCAUGUCCAUCGAUCGUUACCUGGCUGUGGUUCAUCCAAUCCGCAGCACCAAGUGGAGACACCCCCGCGUGGCCAAGGUGGUGAGCACAGCCGUGUGGGCCGUGUCCUUUGUGGUGGUCCUGCCUGUGGUCAUCUUCUCUGAUGUUCAGGACACAUUUAACUCCUGCAACAUGAACUGGCCAGAGCCAAAGAACGUGUGGUCAACAGCCUUCAUUCUCUACACUGCCACAGUGGGCUUCUUUGGACCGCUGCUCAUCAUUUGCCUCUGCUACCUACUUAUCGUUAUCAAGAUGAAGUCAUCAGGGGCGCGGGCGGGCUUCACCAAGCGUCGGCGUUCAGAGCGCAAGGUGACACGGAUGGUGGUGGUGAUCGUGGUGGUGUUUGUGCUCUGCUGGCUGCCGUUCUUCAUCAUCAACAUUGUCAAUCUGGUGGUCAUUAUACCAGAGUCCAGCGCCACUGCUGGCAUCUACUUCUUUGCUGUCAUUCUAUCCUACGCCAACUCCUGUGCCAACCCGGUGCUGUACGGUUUCUUGUCGGACAACUUCAGACAGAGCUUUAGAAAAGUGCUGUGUGUAAGGAGUGUGAGGUGCAAGGCCAAUGGUGUGGAUGAUGGCGACCCCAGUGCUCCACGCACUGAGAAAACAACAGCACACGACUGCAUCCGUCUCUCCACUCGUAACCAGGCUUACCACGAUCCCCAGAGCAGCCAGAUCUCUCCUCACCCCCCAAGCUCACCUAUCUCUCACACAGCAGCAGACCUGCACCGCUCCACCCCUUCAUGUCAACCUCCCCCCACUUGCCCAGGAAUCGGACCCACCACUACCACGGUAACCUCCACAGCAGCCUCCACGGUAACCUGCAUGGUAACCAGGGCUGAACUUCCCUCCGUCGGUGCCCCGACUACGCCCUGACUACGCCCUGACUACACCCUCCUCUCCAGCAUUCAUAGCUCCGCAGGAACAGGAGCCAAGGAACGAUGAACAUCACUGUGUUUUAGGAAGUAAAAAGAGAAGCUGAGGAGGAAAAACAUGAUAUGAGACUACAGAAUUGGAAGCAGAGGGGUUCGAUUAGCUGAUCGAAAUAGAAAAAACUGAUGUUUUUCUGCAGUUACAAUGUAAAAGUUGGCUAGUUUCUGACACACACAUGAACACUCAUUCUAUAUGCAUUCCAACAUUUAUCAUCCAUUUCAGUGGGACAACCUCAUGAAUAUUUUUCAUGUCUCGAUGUGUAUGUAUGAAUCAGCCAGCUGUUCAACAAGCUCCAUUUUUCUUUCCAUCCAACCAUCUGACCUAAGUGCCUUUUCAGCUGCUCUCAGCAAUUAUGACGGCUCCUAAACAGACACAGGAAAGUUCAGGCCUUCCUUCUCUCACUCUCUAUUCUUCUGUUACGCACCAUGUAAGAAUGUAUUUUCUUAUCAGAACCAAAAAUACCAUUGAGGACACAGUGGAGAAGAUUCUCUGCAGGUAUAUCUACUUUAUUUUGGUAAACCGGGCAUUACAGGGUUCUCUUUUGCAACCACACGUUGUGAUUUAGGCUGAAAAAAUGAAAGGUAUUUUCAGAUAAAAACCUUGCCUGCUACUGCUUUAAUUACUGUAAACAGCUAAACAGCAUAAUGCACAAAUUUAGGGUAAAUAUUUCCUGUAUUAUAGUAAAAAUGUGUUAAAAGCUCCCACUUACUUCUGUUCUCUUCACAUAAUUUAAAUGGGUAAAUUGUGAUGAAUGAAGUUGACAUUUGUACAGCUUUGUGGGAAAAGUCUGCUGUAAUCCUUUUUGAAUACUGUUUUUAUUUUCGAGAAAAUGGCUUGCUUGCGGUUUAUCAGCUUCUCAGUCACAGGAAAUGUGAAUCUAUCCCUGCUGAGUGUUUUUCUGUAAACAUGUAGCCAGCAUUGAACACAAAACCCUUAGCCCUCUUUGUAUAUAUGCCUAUUAAUUUGUGGUUUUGUGUGUUUGCGUGUGUUGUAUGUGUGUGCAUUUGUGGCUGUUUUGCACAUAUAUAUGUAUUCAUGUUUUCUCUCUGCAGAACAUGUGGUGCUGGUAAAUCCAGGGUUUAUAGCAGUAUAUAUUGUUGCUUCUGUUAAUGUGUGACCAUGCUUUGCUCAGCGCCUUGUUUACUGUCUAAUAGAAAACAUAUGCAGUGACUAUUUCGGAUCAGACUGGCAGCACAGUACCUCUGCCACAACACCCUCCAUUAGCCUUUGAAAUGCUUAUAUUGCAAACGUGUCAGCCUGUAAGCUUUUAUUAAAAAACGGGUGACAAUUUGAACACAGCUUCUCUGUUUGGCCACUUAGCUCACCUAAAGUAUUGCUUUAUUAUCGCUUAAGUGAACCGUUUCUGGUCUUUGUAUUAUAUCACCACACAACCAAUCCCUUUAUAAAAUCAGUUAUUGUGUUAUUCAAUAAAAGCUGAUAAGAAUUAAAUAAUGUUCACAUCAAUGGAAUGAGUUUAUGGGACAUGUAGUUGUGAGAAUGAGUUUAGCUGUGAGAAAAUCUCAAUGGUCGAUGUUUAUGCUUUUUCAGCUACUUCUAUGUAAAGAAAAAAAGAAAAUUAAUCUGUCGCACACAGUGAAAAGAGGCUCAUCAGGUGAAUGUAAGGACGGGAGGCGAUGAGAGAGAAACUUAUGGAAGCUGUCCCUGCAAGAAGAAUAUUAGCAAAGCUGUUAAGACUGAAGGCUUUCAAAUGCAAAUACAGAUAACAUAUUGUAUAUUUUACCAGAUUAUAUACAGUUGUUU